CCGUUCCUAUUUUGCAAAUAAGAAUUAAAUAACUUUGUCAAUAAAACUAACUAUACCCAAUCUAAUGUUAUAAAAUCAUAAAAGUUUUAUGCUAAAAAAUAUUUGCUUUUGUUUGAUUGUUUAUGGGCCUCUGCGAUGUAUUUUAAAUAGCAAAACAGUGACAGAAUAUCGGUAUCAUUGUAUUGAUACAUACACCGAUCACUUUUUAUUAAAGGGAGAGGGGGCCCAACCGUAAUUCAAUGCUGAUUUACAAUGUAAUAUGGAUAAUCUUUAUAUUUAUUCAGUUAGAAAUAUACUUAAAGCAGGAAUUGCCAAUAGUACUGUUCAUGCAACGAAAUCUGAGUGCAAUUCUGCAACAAGAGCUGAAUAAGACUGGAUACUCAGAGGUUAACUUUUCAACAAGAGCUGGUUAAGACUGGAUUAUCAGAGGUUAACUUUUCAACAAGAGCUGAUUAAGACUGGAUCAUCAGGGGAUAAUUUUGCCACAAGAGCUGAUUAAGACUGGAUCAUCAGAGGAUAAUUUUGCCACAAGAGCUGAUUAAGACUGGAUCAUCAGAGGACAACUCUACAACAAGAGCUGAUUAGGACUGGAUCAACAGGGCAUAACUCUGCAACAAGAGCUGAUUAAGACUGGAUCAACAGGGGUUAACUCUGCAACAAGAGCUGAUUAAGACUGGAUCAUCAGAGAGCAGAGAUAUAACUUUUAGAUGUGUUUGAAAAAAAUGUCCAGUGUUGUCAGUCUGAUUUUCCUUAUCUGUGUUGUUCUUCUUGAUGUUAUUUAUUUCAACAUUACCUUGCCUUCCACCAUGUUUAACAGGAUUCAAGUCUCAAUAGACUUUAUCAAAAAUGAAACUCCCAUGUCCUUGAAAUCAAAUUUCAUCAUGAGAGAGGAAAGUGUUGAAGAUGGGUUUAAGCUGGUAUUAAUCUGGAAUGAAUAUCAGAAGCUUGGAAUGAGUGUUUAUAAAAACAUGUUCCAAAGGAUUACUAAAGGGAACUGUCCUAUAAGCGCCUGCAAGUUUACCACGGAUCGUGAAUUAUUGAAUCAAAGUUCUGCAGUUCUUUUCCACCUUCCAAAUCUGCACUGGGAGAACUAUUCUCUUCCAGAAUACAGGGAUCCUGCUGUUCCAUGGAUUCUACUCACAUAUGAAGGUGUUACGAGCGUGAUUGACCGGAGCACUAACUUCGGUACACUACCAAUGAGUUGGUGGAUUACAAGAAACCUAUUCAACAGAACAAUGUCAUUUAGAAAAGAUUCUGAUAUCACUGUUAGGCAUGGUUAUGUCAGAAAACGAAAGGUUCCAAUAUCCACUGCUGAACUUGAUGAAAUAUACAGUCCAGUUCCAAGUCCAGAUUUUAAACACUACAACUUCAACUUUUAUCAAACGGUGAAAAACCAGUCUGUAUCUCCUAUAGCCUGGUUUGUAUCCCACUGUUCAACCCGCAGUGGAAGAGAGAGGUAUAUAGAAUAUCUGCAGAACUAUAUUGGAGUUGAUAUAUUCGGUAAAUGUGGAAACUAUCAAUGUGGAGGAGUUAAAAACAUGGUAGAGAACUAUACCCUAAAUCAAGAUCCAUGUUUUACAAUGGUGAACUCGAGAUAUAAGUUUUACAUCAGUUUUGAGAACUCAAUCUGUAAAGAUUACAUCACAGAGAAAACAUAUAAUGCUCUUAAACUCAAUACAAUUCCAAUUGUUUUAGGUGGAGUGAAUUAUACGAAAGAGCUUCCUCCAGGAUCGUUUAUAAAUGCUGGAGAGUUUUCUUCUCCAGUAGCUCUAGCUUCUUACCUUUACUCUUUACUCCAGGAUGACGCAGCAUUUAAUAAAUAUUUUGAGUGGAGGAAAUAUUACGAGGUUUUUAGUUUUACAAGUGUUCCAGAUCCAUGUGAACUCUGCUCUAAGUUGAACUCAGGAGAGCUGGCUGAGUAUAAAGUAUAUUCACACUUCUAUGACUGGUUUGUUGUACGUUCUGGGUGCAUCUUUACUAGCAGGUGGUCAGUUUUUCAAACAGCUUGGGAGUUGGCAGGGGCUCGUUCUGAAGUAACAAAAAAUGUAACUGAAGCUGCUGUAAAGGAAUCACAAGCAGUGUGGCUGACUUUAAAGAAAGCUGACCCAUCCAGUUAUUUUUCAAGUGUAAAUAAGACAUCUAGUAGGAAAUGACCUUUAGUACCAAAUAGUUCAUGUUUAUUUGCAGAUGAAGUAAACCCAUUUCCAAUUCAAUUAAUCAUUUAUAGGAAAUAAAUUAGUUAAUCCAA
Messenger RNA from Eurytemora carolleeae, 2248 nucleotides. RefSeq names its product alpha-(1,3)-fucosyltransferase 9. Gene Ontology annotation, molecular function: alpha-(1->3)-fucosyltransferase activity. NCBI's taxonomy places the organism in Eukaryota, Metazoa, Arthropoda, Copepoda, Calanoida, Temoridae. Gene Ontology annotation, cellular component: membrane. The transcript is spliced from 12 exons. The record is from RefSeq and is a predicted model, not a curated record. The coding region runs from base 723 to 2153 and encodes 476 amino acids.